AUGAUGAACCAAUCUUUAAUUAAAAUCAUUCAAUGUACACAGAAGGUUUUAAUACCAUUAAGUGUUGUAAUAUUAUUUAUUUAUUUGAAUCGUGUGCAACCAUAUUAUUUCAUUGAUGAGGUUUUUCAUAUACCUCAAACAUUACAAUAUUGUGCUGGCAAUUUUACACAGUGGGAUCCUAAAAUUACUACUUUACCUGGGUUGUACUUAAUUACAACUCUAAUACUGUCACCCUUAAAGCUUUGUAAUAUUUUUUAUAUGAGAUGCAUAAAUUUACUUGGAACAUUUCUGAAUCUCUAUCUUGCUAACAGUAUAAUUAAACAAAUUUCAAUAACUCAUUGGAAGCAAAGAUGGAAUGAUUGGAUGAAACUUACCAUGGCUUACAAUAUUAUGUUCUUUCCACCUUUAUUUUUUUGGCAUUUUUUAUAUUAUACAGAUGUUGUAUCAGUUAAUACAAUACUGUUAAUGUUAUUAUUACAUUUGUAUAAACAAUUUGCUAUGGCAGCUAUUAUAGGUCUUUUAUCUGUGCUAAUUCGACAAACAAAUAUUAUUUGGGUUGCAUUUAUUACUGUGGAACAUUUAUUAGAUUUGUUAGAUCAUAAAAUAAAUAAAGUAAUUUCACAUGAACAGUACAGUUCAGUAACUUAUCUAAGACUACUAUGGAAAAAGGUAAUAGAAGAAACAUGUCAUGGAUGGAAAUUAUUUAUAAAGUUUAUCACUCAACUAUGUAUACAGAUGCUCCCAUAUAUUACAGUAUGCUUAUUGUUUGUUACUUUUGUUAUAUGGAACAAAGGGAUUGUAAUUGGAGAUAAGUCAGCUCAUGUUCCUACUAUUCAUAUUCCUCAGUUGUUAUAUUUUUCUACUUUUCUGUUUUGUUUCUCAUGGCCAUAUAUGAUUAUUUAUUGGAAAGACUAUUUUAAAUUUAUUAGUAAACACUGGAUAUUUGCAAGUUGUGUGUUAAUACUUUUAACUAUAAUUGUUCAUUUCAAUACUUUUGUUCAUCCAUAUGUGUUAGCUGAUAAUAGACAUUAUGUAUUUUAUUUUUGGAACAAAUUUAUGGGAAGAUAUAAACAAUUUAAAUAUUUUCUGAUACCAGUAUACUCAUUUACCUUGUAUACUAUGUUUCAUGGACUGAAACAUUUAAGAUUUAUGACACAAAUUAAUUUCAUUCUUAUGUUUUGUACAGUACUCAUUCCCCAGUUAUUAUUAGAACCACGUUACUUUAUCAUUCCAUACAUAUUUUAUCGUUUUUUGAUUAAGAAACCAAAAAAAUGGCAAAUUAUUGCAGAGUCUAUAACUUCAUUGAUAAUAAAUUUUUUGCAAUUUUAUAUUUUUGUAAAUAAGGUUUUUUAUUGGAAUGAUCAGCCUUAUCCUCAAAGAAUUUCAUGGUGA
Molecule: messenger RNA, 1392 nt
Organism: Eufriesea mexicana
Lineage: Eukaryota; Metazoa; Arthropoda; Insecta; Hymenoptera; Apidae
Gene: Alg10
Product: alpha-1,2-glucosyltransferase Alg10
Exons: 4
Coding region: 1-1392 (463 amino acids)
Biological process (GO): protein N-linked glycosylation; dolichol-linked oligosaccharide biosynthetic process
Cellular component (GO): endoplasmic reticulum
Molecular function (GO): dolichyl pyrophosphate Glc2Man9GlcNAc2 alpha-1,2-glucosyltransferase activity
Source: RefSeq, a predicted model, not a curated record